Molecule: messenger RNA, 2306 nt
Organism: Oncorhynchus nerka (sockeye salmon)
Lineage: Eukaryota; Metazoa; Chordata; Actinopteri; Salmoniformes; Salmonidae
Gene: bin1a
Product: myc box-dependent-interacting protein 1
Exons: 19
Coding region: 226-2214 (662 amino acids)
Cellular component (GO): synaptic vesicle; cytoplasm; plasma membrane
Molecular function (GO): phospholipid binding; tau protein binding
Source: RefSeq, a predicted model, not a curated record
AUCUGACGGACAUAACGGUAGGCCACCCUACGCAUAGCUGGAAACUGGAAAACCAUUCGCUGGGUCUGUUCGCCACACACAGACACCCGUUCCGAAACGUUACCGUUACAAAGGCCUACUAUCACGAGUGGUGACUACUUUUUCCGUCGACGUUGAUGUCGCUUCUUCCUCGGUAGAGAGUCGUUAUUUUUCUUAUAUUGAAUCGAGAGCUUAUCGGAAGACAAGAUGGCAGAGAUGGGGAUGGGGAAGGGGGUUACUGCGGGGAAACUUGCCAGUAACGUGCAGAAAAAAUUAACACGGGCCCAAGAGAAGGUAAUGCAGAAGUUGGGUAAAGCAGAUGAGACCAGAGAUGUUGCAUUUGAGGAAGGAGUGAUCAACUUCAACAAACAAUAUACAGAGGGAUCCAAACUGCAAAAAGACCUUAGAGCUUACCUGGCUGCAGUACAAACGAUGCACGAAUCCUCCAAGAACCUUCAGGAGUGUCUGUCUGACAUGUACGAGCCGGAGUGGUACGGCAAAGAUGACUUGGACUCCAUCGUUGAGGACACUGAUGUUCUGUGGACCGACUUCCAUCAGAAGCUGGUGGAUAAUGCUUUGAUAUCUAUGGACACGUAUCUUGGACAGUUCCCUGAUAUUAAGUCUCGUAUUGCAAAGCGUGACAGGAAGCUUGUGGACUACGACAGCGCCAGACACAACCACUCUUCUACCAAUAAGGGGAAGAAAGGAAAGGACGGGGGUAUCAAGAUCACCAAGCCAGCAUCUCUGUUGGAAAGGGCCACACCGGUUUGGGCUCAGGGCAUCCUGUCAGCCCACAACAUUGCUCAGAGUAACCUCUCCAGGAACCAGGCGGAGGACGAGUUGGAGAGAGCUCAGAAGGUGUUCGAGGAGAUUAAUGAAGAUCUGCAGGAGGAACUGCCCUCACUAUGGAACAGUCGAGUUGGCUUCUACAUUAGCACCUUCCAGAGUAUGUCUGGCUUUGAGGAGAAGUUCCACAAGGAGAUGGGGAAGCUCGACCAGAAUCUCUACGAUAUUCUUGUCAAACUGGAGAAACAGGACAUGUCUGGUGAGCUCCCCAGAGGAGCAGAUCCAGCCAAUCACACAAUGAGUCCAGGCGGACCGCCACCCAUCCCUAAGUCCCCCUCUAAGCUGAGACCAGCGAUGCCGCCGCGGCCUGAAUCCAGCCCCUGUCGGGACAUGAAACCAGAAAACAUCAUUAACCUGUUUGAUGCUGCUGCUGCUCCUAACAUCAGUGUUACGUCCCCAACACAGUUUGACAGCCCUGCAGGGUCCAACCUGUUGGACAUGGACCUGUCCAUCCUGGCUGCACCAAGUCAUGGUGGCACGGCCGUGUCCUCAGCCUCUCAGGCGGUAUCAUGGGACACAUGGGAGCCUGAGGAAACUCCUGCUCCACCAGAGGAGCCCCAGGGCUGGGACGAUGACGGUACCCUGCCGGUGCGUGCUGCCGGCUGGGGGGAUGACGGUACCCUGCCGGUGCGUGCUGCUGGCUGGGAUGAUGACGGUACCCUGCCAGUGCGUGCUGCUGGCUGUGGGGAUGACGGUACCCUGCCGGUGCGUGCUGCUGGCUGUGGGGAUGACGGUACCCUGCCGGUGCAUGCUGCCGGCUGGGAUGAUGACGGCACCCUGCCGGUGCGUGCUGCUGGCUGUGGGGAUGACGGUAUAGCUGCCACCACAGCAGGCUGGGAUGACGAUGGCUCUCUGCCUGUGAGGGUGGAUGACUCCUGGGGGGAUGAUGGUGUUGCUGAUGCCACUGCUUCCGCUGCCGUGGCCGAGUCUGAGGCUGCUGGCUGGGAUGAUGAUGAGGAGGGGGUUCCCCAGGCUGACACACUUACGACUCCUGCAGCCCCUACACCUGCAGCCCCUACAGCUGCAGCCCCUACACCUGCAGCCGCAGCACCAGAAGAGACCCCUGUUGUGGCAGCAGCAGCAGCAGCAGCAGCAACCAACGGGGAUUCAGAGACGGUAGAAAUGCCUCCAGGAUUCCUCUUCAAAGUGACCACCAUGCAUGACUAUGCCGCUAAUGACUCGGAUGAGCUGGAGAUGAAGGCUGGAGACAUCGUGCUGGUUGUGGCCUUCGACAACCCAGAAGAACAGGACGAGGGCUGGCUGAUGGGGAUGAAGCAGGAAGACUGGAUCCAGAAUAAACAGAGCUCGCUCAAAGGGGUGUUCCCCGAGAACUUCACCUCCAGGCUGUGAGAGAGGAGACGCCAUAUUUAUUCUCCUCUGACUUCUCUCUCGUCCACAAGAUCCUUAAUUAUCUCCUCUCCUCUCCUCUCCUCUCCUCUCCU